CUAAGUCUUUGGCAAUGCUGCUGGCGGAGCGCCCUCGCAGGCGCCCUUAGUGUAGCCCCUGGGCGCUGUGGCUCCGCAAGAUUCCGCGCUGUCUGUCUCCCGGCGGUUUCCCUCCACGGCGACAGGGUUCCCACGGCGGCGAUGACCCCCAGGCCGGCCGGACCCCCGGACGGGGGCUGGGGCUGGGUGGUGGCGGCCGCGGCGUUCGCCGUGAACGGGCUGUCCUACGGACUCUUGCGCACCCUGGGCCUGGCCCUCCCGGACCUCGCGGAGCACUUUGAACGGAGCGCCCAGGACACUGCGUGGGUCAGCGCCCUGGCCUUGGCCGUGCAGCAGGCAGCCAGCCCAGUGGGCAGCGCCCUGAGCGCGCGCUGGGGGGCGCGCCCGGUGGUGAUGGCGGGGGGAGUCCUGACCUCGCUCGGCCUGGUCCUCUCCGCUUUCGCCCGAAGCCUCCUGCACCUGUACCUCGGCCUGGGGUUCCUCGCUGGCUCCGGCUGGGCCCUGGUCUUCGCGCCCGCCCUGGGCACCCUGUCUCGCUACUUCUCCCGCCGCCGCGUCCUGGCGGUGGGGCUGGCGCUCACCGGGAACGGGGCAUCCUCGCUGCUGCUGGCGCCCGCGCUGCAGCUCCUGCUGGACGCCUUCGGCUGGCGCGGCGCCCUGCUCCUGCUGGGCGCCGUCACCCUGCACCUCACGCCCUGCGGCGCCCUGCUCCGACCCUUGGCCCUGUCCGGGGACCCCCCGGCCCCGCCCCGCACGCCCCUGGCCGCGCUCGGCCUGGGCCUCUUCAAGCGGCGGGCCUUCUCCGUCUUUGCCCUGGGCACCGCCUUGAUUGGGGGCGGGUACUUCGUCCCCUACGUCCACUUGGGUCCGCACGCCCUGGACCAGGGCAUGGGGGGCUACGGGGCGGCGCUGGUGGUGGCCGUGGCCGCCGUGGGCGAUGCCAGCGCGCGGCUGGCCAGCGGGUGGCUGGCGGACCAGGGCUGGGUGCCCCUCCCGAGACUUCUGGUUGUGUUCGGGUCUCUGACUGGCCUGGGGGUACUGGCGGUGGGACUGGUGCCCGCGGUGGAGACGGAGGCGGCCUGGGGGGCCCCCCUGCUGGCCGCUGCGGGGGCCUACGGCCUGAGCGCCGGGAGUUACGCCCCGCUGGUUUUCGGGGUGCUCCCGGGGCUGGUGGGCAUCGGCGGCGUGGUGCAGGCCACGGGUCUGGUGAUGAUGCUCAUGAGCCUCGGCGGCCUGCUGGGCCCGCCCCUGUCAGGUUUCCUACGGGACUCGACGGGAGACUUCUGCGCCUCCUUUCUGGUGUGCAGCUCCUUCAUCCUCUCCGGCAGCUUCGUCUACAUGGGGCUGCCCCGGGCCCUCCCCUCCUGCCGCGCGGCCGCCCCUCCGCCCACCCCUCCCCCCGAGAGAGGAGAGCUGCUCCCGCUGCCGCAAGUCUCCCUGCUGCCCGCAGGCGGCGCUGGUUCCGCCCGGGAGGCCACGUGCUGACCAUCUUCUUGUUUGUCCCUAAUAAAGAGGUUUUACCUGA
Messenger RNA from Meriones unguiculatus (Mongolian gerbil), 1525 nucleotides. RefSeq names its product solute carrier family 16 member 11 (gene Slc16a11). Gene Ontology annotation, molecular function: monocarboxylic acid transmembrane transporter activity. The coding region runs from base 142 to 1485 and encodes 447 amino acids. Gene Ontology annotation, biological process: monocarboxylic acid transport; transmembrane transport. NCBI's taxonomy places the organism in Eukaryota, Metazoa, Chordata, Mammalia, Rodentia, Muridae. The transcript has 5 exons. The record is from RefSeq and is a predicted model, not a curated record.